Messenger RNA from Phialemonium atrogriseum, 1287 nucleotides. Its product is annotated as S-adenosyl-L-methionine-dependent methyltransferase. The transcript is spliced from 8 exons. NCBI's taxonomy places the organism in Eukaryota, Fungi, Ascomycota, Sordariomycetes, Cephalothecales, Cephalothecaceae. The coding region runs from base 186 to 1235 and encodes 349 amino acids. The record is from RefSeq and is a predicted model, not a curated record. Gene Ontology annotation, molecular function: methyltransferase activity.
GUGAUUAUUGACGUUGAAGUAAUUAUGCAUCGGGCCUGACGAGACAUGUUGGUUGGAAUUUUCAUUUUGUCGUGUCCCUUUUUUUUCUGCGUUUCGUGUUUUCCUCUCCCCUCCUUCUUUGCGCCCAUGUAACCGCCCAGUGCGUUUGUCGCCUAGCUUGUCCCUCUGUUCCUAGAGCCACCAAGAUGUCGAAACCACAAACUGCUGCGCCCGCGGCGGGCGACUACGAGGUCCAGCUCCAGCCGCCGCUGCACUGGACCGAGCAGCCACUACCCGAGGACGACGACGCCGACUCGGCACUAGGCGACGAUGCGGCCAGCUCGACGGCUUCUGUCUCGUCCAGCAUCCUGCAGUACCGGACGAUAAACGGGCGGACCUACCACAGCGACCGUGGAACCAACCAGUACUGGGGCUCGAACGACGUUCCACAAAACGAGACAUUGGACAUCCAACACCACGUUUUUACGCUCGCCCAGGACGGCAAGCUCCACUUCGCUCCCCUACCGGAUGAGAUGGAGAAAGCGGUUGACAUUGGAACUGGAACGGGCAUCUGGGCCAUUGACUUUGGAGAGCAGUACCCCGACACCGAGGUCAUCGGCACUGACCUGUCGCCCAUUCAGCCAAGCUGGGUCCCGCCCAACGUGCACUUCCAGAUCGACGACUUCACACAGGAGUGGACAUUUCCGGAGGGGUCGCUCGAUUACGUGCACAUGCGGUGGCUAAUCGGCUGCGUGACAGACUGGACGGCGCUGUUCCAGCAGGCGUACAAGACGCUUAAGCCGGGUGGUUGGAUCGAGUCAUUCGAGUGCAACGGCUUCUUCGAGUCGGAUGAUGACACGCUUCCUGAGAAGUCGGCCUUGGCACAGUGGGGUGUCCUCUUUCGCGAAGGUGCCAAGAAGUUAGGCUCCACCGCGUCUUUCAGCGUGGUCCACGACGAAGUGCAGAGGAAGUCGCUGAAGGAGGCGGGCUUCGUCAAUGUCCAGGGAAGGCUUAUCAAGCUCCCAACCUCCGGCUGGGACAAGGACCCGAAGCAGCGGGAAAUAGGCCUGUACACGCGAGCCGCUAUUGUGAAUGACACCGAGGGCUCGGUCGGGUUUUCAGCUAGCCAGCUAGGCUGGUCUCGGGAAGAGGUCGCUGUGUACGCCGCCCAUCUACGUCGCGAGCUGCGCAGCAAUAAGCUGCACGCCUACUACCGCGCCAACGUGGCUUGGGCCCAGAAGCCGGCUGCGGCUUGAAGUUUGAGGUAGCUUCUUUAAUUGAAGUUCUGACUACAAGAAAUCUAACGAC